AUGGAAGUGCAUUUAGAAAGUAAGUUAAAAGCUAGUGGUUCGAAUUGCUCCCGAGAGAAUCUUAUCUGCGCCAAACUAUUUGAAAAAGCCAUAAAGCUAUUACUGCGAUCACCUUUGUUCAUUGUCAACAACCUCAAGAUAGAUAGAGAUUAUUUCAUUGAUGAUAUGAGAAUGAUAGAUGAAAUUAAUGAAGUGGUUAAUCAGAUUCCAUUAAUGAGACGUGUAAAAUUUUAUAAAAUUCAUAAGAAUCUACUGGAAGAACUUCAAGAAGCCGAAUUUAAAAUUAAAUACAGAUUUUCUUGCGGUACUGCCGUUUUCCUUAUUGACAUGGUGAAAAAUGAUUUGGCCGGUGAUUCAAGAGGUGGAUUUAUACCACCCCAUCUGAAAAUUUUGACUGUCAUAAGAACAUGGGCCCGUGGAGAGAUACAAGAUGAUGCAGGAGAUCUAAGUGGAAUGAGUCAGCCAACAAUAUCACUUGUAUUCAAACAAGUUGCUUUAGCACUAGUAGCACAAAGAGCACAAUGGAUUAAAAUGCCACAAAGUAAUGUGGAGCAGAACCAUGUGAUUGCAGGUUUUUAUUCAGUAUGUGGAUUUAGACAAGUGAUAGGGGCUAUUGAUUGCACACAUAUUCGAAUUCCGAAAGUCGGUGGAAAUAUCGGACAAUACUACAUAAACAGGAAAGUAUACAGUUCAAUAAAUGUACAAGUUGUGUCAAAUGCUAAUUUAGAGAUCAUGGAUAUAGUGGCACAUUGGCGAGGCAGCAUACAUGACUCAAGAAUAUUUAAUGAAAGUCACAUAAAACAAAGGUUUGACCAGUCAGAAUUUAAAGGUAGGCUUCUCGGAGAUUCUGGUUAUGCUUGUAUUCCUUAG
Molecule: messenger RNA, 870 nt
Organism: Parnassius mnemosyne (clouded apollo)
Lineage: Eukaryota; Metazoa; Arthropoda; Insecta; Lepidoptera; Papilionidae
Source: the annotation of a GenBank genome assembly